Molecule: messenger RNA, 2118 nt
Organism: Meleagris gallopavo (turkey)
Lineage: Eukaryota; Metazoa; Chordata; Aves; Galliformes; Phasianidae
Source: RefSeq, a predicted model, not a curated record
UGAGUGGAAAUGAAGUGAACCCAGUUUUUCAACAGGAAUACUGAGAACCAGCAGGUAAAUUCUUUUCUAGUGAAGAUUCCAAGUGAAUUCCUGUGGAUUCAGAUACCUGUUUUGAUCUUGAUGGCUUCCCAGCUUCAUCCUCAGUCCUCCGCUCUUUUAAAGAUUCUCCACAACCAGAAGAUGGGUCGUGGAACUUGUGUUUGUUUUUAUUUGCUGAUUUAAACAGUGCCUUAUGCUCAGCUUCACAGAGUGCCUUUGCCUGGAUGACUGCACCAUGACAUCAGCAAUCCAAAUCUCCUUGGGACUACUCUAAGCUUAGUAGCCAGAAGAGUUGCACAAUGAGAAAAUCUGAGAGAGAAAAACCCAUCCUCAGCGUUUGGCAGGGGAAAGAAGGAGUGGUGCUGAGUGUGAGCAUCCUUUUGAUCAAAAGUAAGAGGAGUGCUCUGUGGCAAGGAAGAAGAAACGCCUGGAAGGAGUUAGAACAGAAGAAAUAAGAGGAGUCUCCAGCUUCAUACCAGAACUGUUACUGGCAUAAUUACAGCUGAAACCAGAAGGAAAUGAGCUGGCUCCGCGCUUGCUACAGAGACAGAGGUCCUCACACAGAAACAGAAGCUAUGAAAAGGCAAAGCUCUGAUGGGGAGCAUGAGGUUAUUGAAUUGCCAGAAAUUAAUAGGGAGGAAAGUACAGCUGAUCAUAAGAAGCCUCUAAAUUCUCCAGCACCUGCAACGAGCAAGGAGAGAGAUCAGUGGAAAUCAUGCAGGAAGAUAAUUUUCUGGAAGUGUAAACUAUGGAUGGUUUUAACUACAAUUUUUGUUGUUUUGUUCCUGGUCAUUCUCAUCAGUCUAGCUCUAUAUUCUAAUGUUUACACAGAUGAAGAUGAUUAUUGGUAUACAGAUGCACUGCUACAGAAUUAUCACAAUUUUUCUGGAAAGUUCAACUUAUUGUGUGGUCUUCCACACCUUUUCUCUGAAGACAUUACUAAGAGGAUAACAGAUGUCUACAGCUCAUCUCCAGCUCUAGGACGCUACUUUAGGUCUGCUAAAGUGGAUUAUGCCAGUAAUGAAAGCUCCACUGUAUUUUACCAACUAGAGUUCUAUGUACCGCCGUCAGCAGAGGGGUUUAGGGAGAAUGUAAUGAACCCAGACUUUAUAAGGAAUGUUCUACUUCAAAAUAUUUAUGAUGAAGAAGAUACUUCUAAUCCCGGGGCACCUGAAUGUACCAGGUUAAAGCUUGACCCAGCUUCUCUCACAUCAACGUGAAAAUAAUGGACAGACUCCUCAUCUUCCUUACCUCCUAGAAGAGGUGGUCUUCUACUGUCUAUUAGUGAUCUCAGGUUAGAGAGUCAUUCAACAGGUGGAGACACUUCUGAAGAUGUUAUUCUUUAAAUGACAAUGUGGUAUUGCUAUGAGAGUGCCUUACUCCGAAAACAUUGCUACCUCCUUUAUUUUUGUGUGGAAUUAUCGGUAAAUCUUCAAUCUUGUGAAACUAACAUAUUUUGCCUGAAUAGGGCUCUGUUGGCUUCCAAACCUCUGAUUUUUCUUUUUUCUUUCUUUUUUUUAUUAUUUCGUUUUUAAUGAAUAUGGAUUACUUGAAUGACCUGUUAAGGCAAAUGACUCAUUUCUUCUGCUCUUGGCUUAUAAAAAAUUACCUGCACAACCUCAUCUUUAAUACUUACAUCCACCUGUGCUCAUGUCUUUUCCUUUUCUUCUCUGCCAGCUUCAUCUGCCAUAUCUCCCCAGUGCUCUUUCCUCUCAAAACAAUCGAAAACUUAAAUAUACUUUCUAUUUUCUUUAAUUACUUGCAAAACUUUUGCACUUCCUUCUUAGAAGUUAGUAUUCACAUCAUCCCCUUGUUCAUCCUAUAGUCUUCCCAGGGAAGGUGGUGUCUGCUCUGUUUUUCUCUUCUGUAAUGUGAAAUAGAAAUGAAGAAGGAAGCAGCACUGGGAAGACUCUAAUGCAUCUGGAUGCUGCAGCAAUCUUUCAAAUCUGUCAAAUUAGCUGUGUACUUUGCUAAUUAGCUACUGGUUCUUGUGAAAAGACAUCAUCGGAUUCACAUCUCUAAAUUCAAAGGAAAAUGAGUCUCUGUUCUACUUGUACCUCCUGCUCUGGCAGUGAUGGG